Molecule: messenger RNA, 465 nt
Organism: Staurois parvus
Lineage: Eukaryota; Metazoa; Chordata; Amphibia; Anura; Ranidae
Source: the annotation of a GenBank genome assembly
CCUGCACUGCGUCCGCAGUCUCUGGUCGUCCCCUGCACUGCGUCCGCAGUCUCUGGUCAUCUCCUGGACUGCGUCCGCAGUCUCUGGCCAUCUCCUGGACUGCGUCCGCAGUCUCUGGUCAUCUAUUGGACUGCGUCCGCAGUCUCUGGUCAUCUUCUGUACUGCGUCCGCAGUCUCUGGUCAUCCCCUGUACUGUGUCCGCAGUCUCUGGUCAUCUCCUGUACUGUCAGCAGUCAGUCUGGUCAUUCCCUGCACUGUCUGCAGUCUCUGGUCAUCUCCUGCACUGUGACCGCAGUCUCUGGUCAUCUCCUGCACUGUGACCGCAGUCUCUGGUCAUCUCCUGCACUGUGUCCGCAGUCUCUGGUCAUCUCCUGCACUGUGUCCGCAGUCUCUGGUCAUCUCCUGCACUGUGUCCGCAGUCUCUGGUCAUCUCCUGCACUGUGUCCGCAGUCUCUGGUCAUCUCC